UAUUCUGAAUGAGAGCAGAUUUCUUUCUUGUGAUUUUUCUCUUCAUCUCUGACAGCUUCAGCCUCGGGCAGCAAGUGUCUCAGGUGUGCUGUUACCUGCCCAGGUGUGCUCAUUCGUUCAAGGAUGGCAGCUGCAGCAGAAUAGGAUUCAUCUGCGGUCCACCAGAAACUAGACUCUACCAGGGAGCCUUUGGUGUCUCAACAUGAUCCUCAUCGUUCUUUUAGGUCUUCUCUCAGCGGUAAAACCCCAGGACCUACCGGACCAGUGCCCUGGCAGCUCCUGUCACCCCCAGCUCGGUGACCUGAUGGUGGGCCGAGCAGCGCAGCUCUCAGCCUCGUCCACCUGCGGUCUGGACGGACCCCAGAACUACUGCAUCGUUGGAUACCUGGAGGGGGAGCGGAAAUGUUUCACUUGUGACUCCAGACUGCCAUUUAGUCCCCUUGACAACCCCAAGAGCCAUCGUAUCGAGAACGUCAUCACCACCUUUGACUCUGAGAGACGAAUGAUGUGGUGGCAGUCUGAAAACGGAGUUCAUCAGGUCAGCAUCCAGUUAGAUCUGGAGACCGUUUUUCAAUUCAGCCACCUGGUCCUUACCUUCAAGAGCUUCAGGCCUGCAGCCAUGCUGGUGGAGCGCUCCAAGGAUUUUGGACGAAGCUGGAAAGUUUUCCGCUACUUUGCAGACGACUGUUCGCUUCAUUUUCCGUCAGUUCCUGCAGAACCUGCCGACUUCAUCGACGACGUGGUCUGUGACAGCAGAUACUCUGGACCAGAACCUUCCACAGGCGGCGAGGUGGUGCUAAAAGCUCUGGAUCCUGUCUUUGAAAUAGAGAACCCGUACGCUCCAAACAUUCAAGAACUGAUCACCAUGACGAAUAUCCGGGUGAACUUCACUCGUCUCUUCACGCUUGGUGACACGCUGCUGACUCGCAGACGCAGGAACCCUCAGGAGAAAUAUUACUACUCGCUUUACAGCAUGGUGGUUCAGGGAAGCUGCUUCUGCAAUGGACACGCCAGCCGGUGUGUCCCUGUGGACGGAGGACGUGGGGACGUCUUCACCCAGCCCGACAUGAUUCAUGGUCAGUGUGUUUGUCAGCACAACACAGCCGGGGAAAACUGUGAGAGAUGUCAGCCGCUCUACAACGACUCCCCCUGGAGGCCGGGAGGAGAAAACACAGCCAGCAUCUGCAGGAGGUGUGACUGUCAUGGUCACUCGGACUCGUGUCACUUCGACGCUGCUCGCUACGAAGAAACGGGCGGGGCGAGUGGCGGCGUGUGUGACGACUGCCGCCAUGACAGAACGGGGCCUCAGUGUGAACGCUGUCGACCGUUCCUGUAUCAGGACCCGCAGCGGGCGCCGGAGGACCCCCACGCCUGCAUACCGUGUGACUGCGACCCUGCCGGCUCCCUCGGCGGCGGUCUGUGUGACGCUUCCAGUGGUCGGUGCUUAUGUAAAGAAAACGUGGAGGGUCAACGCUGUGAUCGCUGCAAACACGGUUUCUUCAAUCUGAGAGCGGACAAUCCAACUGGAUGUGAAGACUGCAGGUGUCACAGUUUGGGAAGUGUUGGACCAUGCGAUCAGCUGACAGGAAGCUGCAAAUGUGAGCCAAUGGCGAGCGGACCGCUGUGUGAUCGCUGUGUGGCAGGUUUCUGGGGUUUGGGAAACUCCGUGUUCAGAUGUUCACCCUGUGACUGCGAUAUCGGUGGAGCUCACAGCAACAUGUGUUCUCCAGAGGACGGACAGUGUCCCUGUUUACCCAACAUGGCUGGCCGGCGCUGCUCUGAUCCCAGUCCCGGUUACUUCCUGCCAUCCCUGAACUACUUCCUGUAUGAGGCGGAGCUUGCUGCACAGCUGUCAGGAGAAAACUCCUCCCCUCCCACUCCUUCAUCCUCUUCCUCUCCUCUGGUGAAUCCCGGCCUUUUGCCUUCAUGUGAGCAGUAUUUCAGGAACCAGGGCUAUGACUAUCAACUCUCCAAUGGAAAAGUGAUUUUGAUCCGGAAGCCCCGCCGUCUCAGCCGCCGGAGGCGACAGCAGAACACAAAACCUCUGAACUUGGGGCCCCUCCAGAUUCUUCCCCACCAGGGGUCACCUGAUCAGUCAGGAACUGGUCUGGGAUUGGUCAGAGUAACAGAGGGGGCGGGGCUUAGAUUCACAGUAGACAAUUUGCCAACAUCAAUGGAGUAUCAGCUGGUGAUCCGCUAUGAAUCUGAGUCUGUCUCUGAUUGGCUGGCUACGGCACGCAUCAUGAUGCUGUCACCAGGUGAUGGAGGCUGCAGUGACCCCCCAACAGGAAGUCUAACGCUGAUGCUCCCCAGAGGCUCCAGGUUGGGAAUUCUGGACCCCCGUGUUUGUCUGAACGCCAGAGGUCAAUACCUUGUGGAAAUCUUCUUUAACAAGCAGCAAAUAUCUGACAACGUUCCCCUGCUGGUCGACUCGAUGGGACUGAUUCAGAAUUUCGAUUCGGAUCAAGACUUCUGCUCCAGGGGCGACUUCGACUCUUUCAGUCACUUUCGCUGCGUCGGCUUGGAUGUCUAUCUCGGCUCUCAAGAGUCGCUUCCAAAAAUCUGCGAAGGACUGAUCAAGAGUCUGUCGGCGCUCAUCCACAAUGGAGCUGUUGCUUGCAGGUGUAACGUCGAUGGUUCUCUUGGGUCGGGAUGCAGUAAGCUGGGUGGGUCCUGUGAAUGUAAACCCGGCGUGAUCGGACGCUGCUGCGACGCCUGCGCACCUCUGACCUUUGGAUUCGGGCCCGAAGGCUGCACACGAUGCGACUGCGACCCUCGAGGCUCCGCGUCGGAGGCGUGCGAUCCGAUCAGAGGUCAGUGUGCGUGCCGCCCACAGGUGACGGGCCGACGCUGCGAUCGAUGCGAGCCCGGCUUCUGGGGAUUCCCGCUCUGUCGGCCGUGUGAUUGUAACGGCCUGUCGGAAACAUGCGACGGAGAGACAGGAGAGUGUCUGGACUGCAGGGAACACAGCAGCGGACCGCACUGUGACAGGUGUGUGGAGGGUUACAUUGGUGACCCGGUCUCCAGGGAGCCCUGUAAGCCCUGCCUGUGUCCCGACAACCUGGGCAGCGGACGAUUCUUUGCAUCUUCCUGUCGAUACGACCCGCAGUCCCUCAGUGUGAGCUGCUCCUGCAGGGAGGGGCACACAGGUGCACAGUGUGACAGGUGCAGUCCUGGUUUUUAUGGCGACCUGACCUUACCGGGUGGCAGCUGCAGUUUGUGCUCAUGCAACAACAACAUCGACCCAGACGACGGCGACGCCUGCGACAGCACAACCGGGGAGUGUCUUCGCUGCCUCCACCACACCACAGGCCCACAGUGCCAGUUCUGCACACCUGGCUACUUUGGCAAUGCCCUGCAGCACAACUGCAAAGAAUGCUCCUGUGACCGUCGGGGGACAGAGGCGACCCUAUGUCCUCUGGAGAGUCCCUGCUUCUGCGACAGGGAGACAGGACGGUGUCCCUGCAGGACGGGGGUGGUGGGAGACCUCUGUGACGAAUGCGAGGACGGAUUCUGGAACCUGGACGGAGCAUCGGGAUGCCAGGCCUGCAGCUGUGACCCUGCAAACUCCGUCUCCAACAUCUGUAACAAGGUGUCGGGGCAGUGUCCUUGUCGUCCUGAGUUUGGAGGAAGACAGUGCGAUGAAUGUGGAGAAAAUCAUUUUGGGAAUCCAGACCUGCAAUGCAUCUCUUGUGACUGUAACCUGGAGGGAACCGAGCGGCCGUCGUGUGACCCUGAAACCGGUGAGUGCAUCUGUCGGACCGGCGUCACCGGCAUGUUCUGCGACGAGUGCGCUCCUGGUUACAGCUCGGAGUUUCCAGCAUGUGAGAAAUGCCACGAGUGCAUGACUCUGUGGCGCGAGAACGUCACUGACGUCCAGCGAGCUGCACAGAGGAUGAGAACCUUGAUCCCUCUGCAUGGCGACACCCAGGAGCCCUCACAAAGUCGCUACUGGCAAUGGAUGCUGGAGCUGCACUCCAGACUUGACAGCGUUGGGAACAUGACGGAUCUGUUCCUCCCAAAGCUGGAAAAGGUAGAGAAACUCUACAUGAAGAUAAGUAAGCUGAAGGAUGCCAUUGACACCAACAUGAUUCUGAUGGACCCGUCUCUGCUGCUUAACAAUGAGAUCGAUAACAUUCAUGCAGAGUUUGAGAAGCUGCUGAAAAACCUGAAGGACAAACUCAUCAAGGCUCCAAUAAAGACAGAAACUCAGCCUGUGGCAGAGCUGCUGGGGGAGAUCCAGAAGCUUCAUAAAACCUUCAUGUCAGAUGAGAAGAGGGUGAGAAGCUCCAAUAAAGCUGUGGAGGACUCCAUGGACACCAGACAGGAGGUUAAACGCAAACUAAGCAUGUGUGGUGGCGGAGGAGACCUGGCAACCCUGGAGAAGAAGGUCAAAGAGCUCAGCGUGCUUAAACUCAACCAAAAGGUCUGUGGGCGACCAGAUCCAGAGGACUGCUCAGGAUGUCCUGAAGGUCAGUACUGUGAUGGAGCUGUUCCUGUCGCUCAGAAAGCUUCAGAGAUGGAAGAGAGAUUAAAGGACCAGCUCGUCAAAUUCCCAUCCAAGCUGCAGGAGUCAAAGAAAAAGAUGAGUGACGCCCAGCAGGCGGCUCAGGACACCAAAGACCAGGCCAGGGACCUGCAGCGUCAGAUCAGCGACGCCUCUGGAUCACUGGAGAGAGAGAAAAACAAGACCAGGGAGCUCCUCCAGAGAGUCACUCAGUACCUGAGGGAUGAAAUCGUUUCUGCUGACGACAUUGAGAAAACGGCUAACGCGGUCCUGAGCAUCCAGUUACCGCGUUCACCUGCUGAGAUCAGAAAGAUGAUCGACGACAUCAAUAAUCUGCUGAACGGCGCCACCAAAGUCCAGGACCUGAAGAAGCUGCAGGAUCAAGCCCAAACGGCUCAGGAGCUGCUGCAGAAGGCGACAAAAAUCAAGGAGAAGACUGAAAAAAUCAGUGUUAAAGAGAUCCUCAGAGACAUUUUAGCAGCAGACAGAGCUCAGACCAAAGCCAACGAUGACCUGGAGAUGGCCAAUCAGGACAGAGACGACGCCAAGGAACAAAUCCAAGAGGCUGAAGACAAACUGGACGGCAUUGAAUCUGAGCUGAUGAAUCGGCCUGCAGGUCUGCUGGAAGAGAUCGAAGCUGUGAAAAAUAAAACAGAGCUGAACAGAGAGUUGGCCAAAGAGGCCAGAGAGGCUGCAGAGUCGGCACUUAGCAGCAUUUCUAACGAAACGGAUCUGCAGGAAGUUCAGGAGCAGUUUCAGCUUUUAAAGCAAAAGCACUCGGAUCGAACAAAUGAAGACGAAGCCUCAGAUCGACUGAAGAAAAUCCUGAAGGAGGCCGAAGACAUGCAGAGAGAGAUGGAGGACAGACUCCAACAGAUACAAGACCUGGAGCAGAAGAUCCAGCUGCUGCUCCAGAGGAAGAAAGAGAAAGUAGUGGAGGUGUCCGAGCUGCUGGAGAUGGCGGAGUCACUUCGAAGGGAAAUCACCUCUCGAGCCAAUGGAUUCGCCACCUGUUAGAAUAUCUGUCUUUUUACGAAAUAAACUUUUAUAAAGAUCGAAGCCUACUUCAUAGAAAUAAAAAUAAAUUAUAUUGAACUUGG
Molecule: messenger RNA, 5607 nt
Organism: Fundulus heteroclitus (mummichog)
Lineage: Eukaryota; Metazoa; Chordata; Actinopteri; Cyprinodontiformes; Fundulidae
Gene: lamb4
Product: laminin, beta 4
Exons: 35
Coding region: 203-5524 (1773 amino acids)
Source: RefSeq, a predicted model, not a curated record